Molecule: messenger RNA, 1502 nt
Organism: Colletotrichum navitas
Lineage: Eukaryota; Fungi; Ascomycota; Sordariomycetes; Glomerellales; Glomerellaceae
Exons: 5
Coding region: 34-1329 (431 amino acids)
Source: RefSeq, a predicted model, not a curated record
GCCCGGCGACCGUCGAACGCCCUCCUCGCAACAAUGGAAGCGCCCCCCGGAGUCCACGAAAGCGACUCACGAGCAUCGGUCGCCAUCGCCGUCAACAGCGUCCUCCUGUCGAUCCUCUUUCUCGCCGUUGGGCUGCGGACGUACACCAGGUUCUGCAUAUUGAAACAAGUCGGAAACGACGACUUGGCUGCCAUCGUUACCUUUUUCUUGGUAUUCGGUUCUAGUUUCGCCGCCGUGUGGAAUGUAAGAAAUGGCCUCGGCCGCCACAUUUACUUUCUUUCGACCAACGAGCUCAUGGAGUACAUGAAGACCUUCUACACAUCGAUAGUCCUCUAUAACGCUGCUCUGGGUGGCAUCAAGAUGACCUUUCUUCUCCAAUACUACCGCGUGCUGGCCGUGCAAAAGAUGAAAAAGGUCUUCAUAGGCGCGAUGAUCAUCAGCGGAAUGUGGUCCGUGUCACAGAUUUUCUGCGCGAUCUUCACCUGCACUCCUAUUCCCAAAUUCUGGGAUCAGUCCAUCCCGGGGUACUGUAUUCCUAACUACCCUUUCUGGUACGUCAACGCGGGUGGCAACAUCAUUACCGAUCUUAUGGUUUUGAUUCUGCCGCUGCCGGCCCUCUUCAAGUUGAAGCUGCGCCCCGGACAGAAGUAUGUCCUUGUCGGCAUUUUCUGCCUUGGUUUCUUCACAUGCGCCAUCUCGGUCAUUCGCAUUCGUUUCCUUCGCAUCGAGGAGGACCCCACAUGGGAGAACGUCGAAUCGUCAGCCUGGUCCAUCAGCGAGCUCGUCAGCGGCCUGACCUGCGCCUGCCUCCCUGCCUGCCGCCCCCUUGUCUCUCGCUUGGUCCCUGCCCUGGCCUCCCGCGCGACCAAGUCCUCAGGUUAUCUUUCGUACGGGAUUAGUUCCAGGAAAGGAGGACGCGCACAGCAGCAGCGCGACGUGGAGAUGGGCACAUCAGUAAGCCGAAACCGUCAGGUCAACUUCAGUGUCAGCCGCCGCACACAAUCCUCGGAUAGCAAGACCGAACUAUACGGCCUAGGAGGUUCCAGCAAAAGCCAAGAGGACUGGAACAGAAAAGAGGCGCUUCCUAUCCAAGUCCCCUCGCCUCUCGACAGGUCAAGGAACAGGGCAGAAAAGAAGUCACCGCCAAUUUCGCGGCAGGAGUCCGUUAGGGGUGGCGGAUACAUGUCCGGCGAUGGCGCGGCGGUACAGACGCACAUCGAAGCAAAGCUAAGGGUCCCCCAGGGCGUCCAGCUGAAGGACUCUAUCGAAAUCACUCAUGAUAUUGUACAAGUAUCGUCGCCAAAGGUAGAGAACACCGGCUUUGUUUGACGCAAAACGUCUGAUAAUUAUGUCACGUAUUAUUUAGCUUAUAUCCAGUUUUUAACCUCGCAUAUAUUGGGGUGCCAUCUCAAAUGUGGAGAUGUGCAUGCCCGAGACCUUGAGCAUCGACAUAGCAGGAUGCUAUAUUUGUCUGAAACUGGCGAACUGAUUGAAUGGAGGGU